Molecule: messenger RNA, 1170 nt
Organism: Hibiscus syriacus
Lineage: Eukaryota; Viridiplantae; Streptophyta; Magnoliopsida; Malvales; Malvaceae
Exons: 1
Coding region: 149-1033 (294 amino acids)
Biological process (GO): chloroplast organization; regulation of DNA-templated transcription
Cellular component (GO): chloroplast
Molecular function (GO): double-stranded DNA binding
Source: RefSeq, a predicted model, not a curated record
AAGAUUCCAAGCAAUGAACACCCAUUUACAGUUUCUUACCUUAUAAAUUCUUGUGGGUUCUCUCCAGAAUCCGCUUUAUCAGUUUCCAAAACAAUACACUUUGAAUCCUCCGAAAGGCCUGACUCUGUUAUCAGCUUCUUCAAGAACCAUGGCUUCUCACAAUCCCAAAUCAGAAACCUCAUUAGGAGAAGACCCAGAUUGCUUUUUGACAAAUCCUGAUAAAUCCCUUGUGCCUAAAUUCCAAUUCUUUUUCUCUAAAAGUAUUUCACGUUCUGAGCUUAAAAGGGUCUUAUCUUCAAAUCCCCAUGCUUUAGAAUAUGAUUUAGAUAACAGAAUUGUCCCCGGUUUCAACUUCUUUAAGGAUUUGACUCAAUGUAGUGAUUAUAAUGUUUUUCUAGCUUACAAGAAUUGCUCAAGCAUUCUUACACUCAAUUUAGAGUCCAUCUUGGCUCGUAACAUCGCGGUUUUGCGAGAGAAAGGGGUGCCUGAAUCGAUCCUUGUGAAUAAACUUAUUGUUCACCCAAGAAUCUUUGCUGUGAAUCCUGAAAAAUUCCGAAGAACAGCUGAAGAAGUUGAGAAAUUGGGUUUUGAUCCCUUAAAGCAAUAUUUCCUUAUAGCACUUCAAGCUUUUAUACAGAUUAGCAAAUCGACAUGGGAAAGGAAAUUUAAUGUUUUUAAGCAAUGGGGAUGGUCUGAUGAAGAUAUUAUUUCUGCUUUUGGGAAGUAUCCUAGGUGUAUGAUCUUUUCCGAGCAUAAGAUCUCCGCGAUUAUGGAUUUCUUUGUCAACGAAAUGAGCUUGAAAUCUUCUUAUAUUGCAGACCAUCCAGUUGUCCUUUCCUAUAGCUUGGAGAGGAGAAUUAUUCCUAGGUGUUCGGUUCUUAAGGCUCUGUUAUCCAGAGGUCUGAUCAAGAAAUACUCCGUUUGUUCUUUGUUGCUGUAUACUGAAAAACAGUUCCUCCAGAGAUUUGUGACCCCUUUUCAGGAUCCUUAUUUUUUGAAGUUAUAUGAGGAGAAGCAAGCUCUUUCACAUUAGAUACCAUGAUCGUAGAUGCUAAAACCGAACAAAUGCGACUGUCCAUCAUGUUUUUAGGUAAGUUUUGGUAUUCUUUGUUUAGAAUUGUUAUAUGACCAGUGAAACUUUUUUCAGCUAUUAAUCAUUCAGUAAACUGA